AUGUCGGAGGCCUAUUGCAACAGGUCGCGCAAUGCAGUCUUGGUGAAGGAUUUACACUUGUCCGUGCAGCCUGAAGUGGAGCAUGCCAAGCCGUCUGUGUAUGAUUUGCCACCGGAGGCUCGAAACAUUGUUGCAGCUGUUUGCAGUCAAACGGUCAGGUCAAUCGUUUCCGACCAUUUCCGCGAAUACGACAAGUGGCCGUGGCUUCGAAUCAGCUCGCUGGAGAAGCAGCUUCAGGAUCAUCCGUCGUUUGUCGUGGGCGAGGCGCUGUUCUUGAUUCUGGCGGCUUUUUCGUUCCUGCACGCUAUUUGUGAAUCCCGUGACGGAGAGUUUCGUCGUCUGAAGUUGAUUUGGGUGGCGACAUUCAUUGUGGGUACGGUCAACGAUUACAUUUUUAUGCUGUUGCCGGUGGUGGACAAUUUCUGGCAAGCACAAGCCGUUCUGAUGCUAACUCCAAGAAUGCCACUUUAUAUUCCUUGCGUAUACAAUGCGUUCAUGUACUGGCCUACUGUGGCGGCGGCUCGCGUCUUCUGUCACAGACGGCAGUGUCCGAUCGCAGAAGCGAGCCUUGCAGGCCUUCUGGCAGGCCUUUUCUAUGCGCCAUACGACAUGUGUGGUGCGAAGUUUCUGUGGUGGACAUGGCAUGAUACAGAUCCUGGAGUUGCACUGCGAUGGUUGGGUGUUCCAGGUGGCAGCACGGCAUGGACCCUCACCUUCACGUUCUGCUUCUCCCUGCUCCUACGCUGGGGGUCCGAUGCCGGCUGGGGCAUGCUACGGAGCUUGGCUCUGGCGUGUUGGUCCACACCGCUUAUGCUGGUCGUGCUCAACGUCUGUACCGUUCUGGGAUGGGACAGGAUCGGCAUGCCUGGCCCGCGGACCGUCCUUGCCACUGCCCUGUUAUUUUCGGCCAUCUGCGUUUGGAAGCCGGGGCUGAAGGUUUGGCCACAGAGAUCGGCGACGAUGCAUCUGUUCGAGCCAGAGCACUGGUCCGUCCGCUUUGCCAUGGUUGGAUACUUUUUCGCUCUGAUCUUGAUUGGUUCGGCUUUUUCGCCGGAAAACCAGGUUUCUACGGGAGUGCAUCAGGAAUUUGGACCCUGUGAUGCCACUGACAUCGAUUUGCUGGGUCUCGAGCGGAAGCCGGCAGCUCAGAAGCUCACGGACGUGGGCCAGCUCUAG
Messenger RNA from Symbiodinium necroappetens, 1176 nucleotides. The record is from the annotation of a GenBank genome assembly. Lineage: Eukaryota; Dinophyceae; Suessiales; Symbiodiniaceae.